GCGGCUGUCCCGGCCCUGCGCUCGUCCCGGUGCCGCCGCUUCGCUGUGCCCGCGGCCCGGCCCGCCCGGCGCUGAGCGGGGCUGUGGGCGCCGGAAGCUGUUCCAAUGGCCUCAGAAGCACAAAGUGAGGAUGCAGAACAUGCAGCUGAGCCUCCUGCAGCUCCUGUGCAGGGGAACAGGACAUUCCAGUGGGGAACCUUCCUUGCUGCAGUGAAAGACCAGCUCCCAUCCCUGGACUCCGACUCCUCCACAUCUGAUUGUGAGAGUGAUGAGGAGCUUUUCAUCUACCAGCGGGACCUGCCCAACUUAAUUCCGGACCUGUCGGAAGAGCUGAUGAUGUUUUCCCUGGAAGACUCCCAGGAGCAGCAAAUCCAGGAGACAGAAAGACUUCCAUGGGAGAUCUGGAACAGAGACCUGGAAAGUUUUGACUUUCAGGAAAGAACAGAUGGUGCCCAAAUCAUGGCAAAAGAAGAUGUACAAAUGAUUAAAGAUGGGGCUCCUGAACCUGCCAGCCAGACUGAAGAAAUGCCAAGCCAAAAGAGAGCUGUUCUUGAAGAGUCUCCCUCAGAUUCCACAGAUCACCUUGAGGAGAAAGAAAUGGGCAGGACACAGGCCAAGGAAAAAGUGAACUCCUGGCUUAACACAGCAGUGUCUGUGGGAGAGCUGUACAGUAAAGAGGAGAGAAAAAAGCUGAUAGAGACAAAGAUACUCACCAAGGUCCUCGUGGAGCCAUCCCCAAAGCAGGAUGUCAAGCCUCCCUCCCAUGGCAUCAACAACAGUCUAGGAAGAUUUGCAAAGGACGCAACCUCCUCAGCUGAGUAUCUUGGAGAAGUGACCCCUUUGUCAUUGCAGAAUAUUGAGAAAUGGGAUGUAGACAAGAAUCUUGAGGAGCUGGAGCAGCAGGGAGAUAAAACUCGUGCUUUCUUCCCAGCAGAUUAUGAGACCUUCAGGAGGAAGUAUGAAGAUGAGCUCAUGGAAAAGCUGGGAGAGCUGUGUGCCAGGCAGUCCAGGGCAGUGUCCCCUCCCUGUGGGAGGCCAUCAGCCAGGCUCUGCUCCUUCCAGGGACAGCAGGACAAUAAGGAUGUUGCUUUGCUGUCAUCCCCACCAAGUUCUCUGAGGAUGGGCAGGAUGAGUUUCCAGGGCCUGCCAAAACCUGCAACUGUUUACAUAGAUUUGAGAGAUGCUGAGCCACAAAAGUCAGUGACAGUCCCUGAAGUGGAACAAAGUGUAAGUGACAGCUCUUCCUCCUCUGAAGAAGAAACUGUGGCAAUUAAGGAUGAAGCAGAAAGGAGAAUGAGGAAUUGCUCAGGGAAGAGCCUGUUACUGCAACAACUCCGAGCAGCCCGUAAGGAGGCCUUGGAGCUUCUUCAUAAAACGUCUGUUCCAGCUGAGAAACUGUGCCCAGAAAGGCUGGAAGACAGAGAUUCCUCUAAUAAAAGUCAAAACCAAUCUUGUAAAGUGAGGCAAGAGACAAAUGAGGUGGUUCCCAGGAAACUGAUGAGAUUGGAACCAGGCAAGGAAAGCCCCCCCUUUUCAAGCUGUGGGGGCAAUGGAGCUGACACAGAGAAAGAGAACAAAAUGGAAGCUGAGGAAAUUCAAAAUGCAGGAAAUGCUCCAGAGUGUCCUCUAAUUACAGCAGAACUGCCAAGGAGAGAAGGACGUGAAAGAGAGUUAUCCCAAAAGGAAGAGGAGAUGAAGGAGAGGCAGAGGAGAUGCAGAUUGCAGGAGCAGCUGGAGCAGUGGCAGCCUCAGCGCUCGGUGUGUGGGAAGCAGCCCAUGGCAGAGAACACCCCGCUCCUGUUCCACAGGGAAGCCUCUUUUUUGCCAGCUAUUGACACGUUGCCUGGAUCUUACAGUGUGAAAAAGGAGGUGUUGCUGAUGACCAUUUGGCUGGCAAGUUGUGGCCAAGUGGCCAUGGAUCAGUGUGAGGAGCAGGUGCCUGACAAGGUGCUGGGAGCAGCCAACAUCUACCUGGCCCUCGUGACCUGGCUGCUGUCCCUGGUGCCUCCUGUGAAGAGGAAGGAUGGCCCCAAAGCUCCAUUUGAGGUGGUGGGGCUGCAGCAGGCCUGGAGAGAGGAAGGCUUGGCCCUCUACGCCUGCCUGGUGGCACCAGAGGAACCUUCAGCCCAGAGCUGCCCACAGGCCCAGGAGUCAGGAACUGCAGAACAUCUCCAGGGAACAUCCAGCUUUUACCAGAAGAUUUCUGCUUUUCUGACCUCUACACGACUUCCAGAUCUUAUCUGGUGGAGAGAUGAACUGGCCAGUCACUUCCAAAGCCAGCUGUGCCCACUUUGUCCUGCAAUUCCCUCUGUCCUGCUCAGUAACAUCACUGCUGUUAAUCCUGACCCUCAGGCUGUGGAGAAGGCAUUUGCAGUGCCAAAGGGAUUUUACUGGCAGACAGUUGAGAGUGAUGACAAACACUUCCCUGACAGCAGUGCCAUGGAAGCUUGCAGAGACACAGACACUGAGGUUGCCAUGGUGCUGCUGUUUGAGGCUCUCUUCCGAAGCCCCCUGGAGACCCAUCACACUCUGCAGCUGCUGCUGGGCUCUGGGCUGGAUGUCUGCGGCCUCCGCCUGCUCUACCCCGGCCAGGACCUGCUGCUCUCCAGCUCAGAAAAGCUGCCUUCCUCCUACACUUCAGAGCCUGGCAAGGUGUCCCCAGUGCUGGCAUUAGGUGUGAGAGGACCCAAAGCCCACGGCAUCCUGCAGGACAUCACCCGAGGCUCUGGCAGGGACCGGAGCCAGGCGGAGCCUGUCGUGUCCCUGCCCCUGCCCAGCCGGGUGCACAGGGAGCUGUGCCUCUGGUUUGGAGGGAGAGCUGCUGGAAUCCUGUCCCCACCUUCCAGGUGA
Messenger RNA from Lonchura striata (white-rumped munia), 2850 nucleotides. The record is from RefSeq and is a predicted model, not a curated record. Lineage: Eukaryota; Metazoa; Chordata; Aves; Passeriformes; Estrildidae.